AGUUUCACUAUCGUUUGAAUAACAUCUUUAGAUUAUAUAAUUUAGUGCUGAGGACAGUGCAAUAAUUAAAGUCCAUCGUCAAAAUGAGAUUGGCUAUCGUUCUUGUAAUAUUGGCGUUUUGUUACUGUGGUUCAUAUGCUGACGUGAAUCGCUGCAUCUGUUUACAACCAGGAGAUAUGGACCCUCAAAUUGAGGGCCACAUAAACCCUUUUCAACCGAGACCACGAAGAGACGAGGCAGGGAUCCAGUUUUCUGAAGACCCUGAAAUAGCAGAGAGCAAGAAAAAGGAAAAUUCGGGCAAAUAUUCAAAAUUGAGAGUGGGGUUUGGUUCACCCCCUCCUAUUAGAUCACGACGCGUACCUAAAUCUCAAGUUCUCCAUAUUUUGCCAGAAUAUAUCAAAGAAGAACCGCAAUACGUUUACGGAGAUUACGAUAUUCAAGGUUGACCAAUAAGUAUGACAGAAUAAAGAUUCUCAUUAAAAAGUUUUAUAGCAAAAGUAUGUGGAUGAAACAUUUUUGAACACACAUUUAUUGACCCCGGCUUGACUUAUGGAUAAAGAAAGAAACUAUUGAUGUUUUAGCUUAAAAUAUCUUCUUUUUAUUUUAUAAAAAUAUUUAGGGUAAAGUUUAGAAUUUAGAUACCCGUUUUUAACCGACUUCAAAAAAAG
Molecule: messenger RNA, 668 nt
Organism: Leguminivora glycinivorella
Lineage: Eukaryota; Metazoa; Arthropoda; Insecta; Lepidoptera; Tortricidae
Exons: 4
Coding region: 84-446 (120 amino acids)
Source: RefSeq, a predicted model, not a curated record